Molecule: messenger RNA, 1068 nt
Organism: Dictyostelium discoideum AX4
Lineage: Eukaryota; Evosea; Eumycetozoa; Dictyosteliales; Dictyosteliaceae
Product: BTB/POZ domain-containing protein
Exons: 1
Coding region: 1-1068 (355 amino acids)
Biological process (GO): protein homooligomerization
Source: RefSeq, a predicted model, not a curated record
AUGAAUGAUGAACAGAUAACAACAAUUAAUAAUCAUAAUACUCUAGAUGAACAAGAAGAUGAAAUAAACAAAUUAACAACAUCUUCAUCAUCAUCAACUUCAUCAUCACCAUCAACUUCUUAUAUUACAUUAAAUAAUGCACCACCACCAACAACAACACAACCAAAAAUUCCAAUAAUAACACCACCAACAACAACAACAACAACAACCACUACUACUACUUCGAAUACUGCUAAUACUACAAUAAAUAAUGAUUCAAUUUUAAAAUUAAAUAUUGGUGGUGAAAUUUAUUAUACGACUGUAUCAACGAUAUUAUCAGACUCAAAUUCAAUGUUUUAUUUAAUGUUUGGUACUGGUAGAUUUAAUGUACAGAAAGGAGAUGAUGGUACUAUAUUUAUUGAUAGAGAUGGUAGAUAUUUUCAUUACAUAUUGAAUUGGUUAAGAUCAAAAUUUAUACCAUUCAUAAAGGAUGAUGCCAUAAGGGAUAGUGUUAUGAAUGAGGCUAAAUAUUAUCAAAUCACAAGUUUAAUAGAGUAUAUGCAAUACCAAAUAGCAUCACAAGCACCACCACCCGAUAUUGAAAAAUUCUCACAAAAAGAAAUAUUACAAUUGGUGAAUCUAUCACACCCAAACCAACCUAUUCAAUUACCGUCUGCCAAUCUAUCAGGUUUGGAUUUAUCAGGUUUGAAUUUAAAGAAUGCUAAUCUUAGAUUUGCAAAUUUAGAAGGUUCUCUAUUGAAAUAUUGUAAUUUGGAGGAUGCAAAUCUUGAAUCUGCAAAUCUUAAAAACUGUGAUCUUAGAUUUUCAAAUAUUUCAUGUUGCAGUCUACAAAGAGCUCAACUUCAAAAUUCACAACUUCAAUACUCUUCCUUUGUUGGCUCAAAUCUAUCUGAUGCUGAAUUAUGUGAUGCACAACUUCAAAGUGCUGAUUUUCAAAGUGCAAAUCUUCAAGGUUCAAAUCUUCAAGGUGCAAAUCUGUUAGAUACAAAUUUACAAAAUGCAAAAGUUCAAGGUACUUCAUUUAGUAGAGUUCUUAAUGUUCAACGUGCUAAAAAUUUAAAAAGAUAA